Messenger RNA from Chlamydomonas reinhardtii, 7458 nucleotides. RefSeq lists its product as uncharacterized. The transcript is spliced from 13 exons. The coding region runs from base 723 to 7025 and encodes 2100 amino acids. Lineage: Eukaryota; Viridiplantae; Chlorophyta; Chlorophyceae; Chlamydomonadales; Chlamydomonadaceae. The record is from RefSeq and is a predicted model, not a curated record.
GAUUUUACAUUUACAUAAAGGCGAAAGUUCUCUGCUUCCAAUCAAGCAGCGGCAAGUGCCGCGUGCGGUUCGUGCGAUCGUGCGCUGCGAUCGCCCUGCAGGCCCCAUCGUCCUUCCCCAUCAGUUCCCCAAAAGCAUGCACGCUCCUACACAGAUACUAAACAUAGUAAACACAGUCAUCGGUUGGGAGCACUCGGGCUUCGGGCAAAGCUCGGCGAGUUGCCUGCUGGAGUUGCUGGCCACCCUGGCAGGGCAGAUAGGAGCGAGGCGCUCCCAACCUUCGUUGUUGGCGCUUCCGGGCCAUAUUACAGUUCGUCAGGACCCAAGACAGCCAGGACAACGGCUCGCCCCUUAAGGAAGCACUCGCUCGAGGGUGAGGAAUACGGACGUCAGGCCACCUGACCGCAUUGAACGAAGCUUGAAUAACAAGGGUAGCGACGCCAUAGCUUCGGCGUGUAGCUGCCAGCAAGGCUCGAGCUUGCUCAGACGCCUCGCCAUCGGGUCGUUUACCGAUGCUCGGAGCUGUCUCAAACUUCCAAUUAUAACAGCAGUUGGUCCAGCGCGGCCACAUAAGUUGGCGAGUUGGUUCAUGGUCACCAAAUUAGGCAGCGAGGUCUCUUCCCUACAGCUCUGGCAAGAUAUGGUGUGACAUAAUAGGACAUCGGGUCCCCAAGCUCUCCAUAGCUCUGGUUCCGAGCUCAGGGUAACAGCUGUGCGGCGGCAUGGCAACAAUUACUGCACAUGUUGGAGUGGUCCCGCCCGGCACCGCUGCUGCCAUGGCCAAAGCCGGGGUGCCGCAAGCCUCAAUGGUGGAUACGACCCAAAACGGCAGCGACAAUCCGCCACCUGCUUCACUCGCGGCACGCGACGACGCAGCCGACCCGGAGCUUACCUCUCCAGCUGCCGAGUGCUGGCAUGCGCCUGCGGAGGCAGCAGCGGCCGGCGGCGAACAGCCCACGGCCUCGCCUCUGCAGCAGGGGGGCCCGCGCAGCCAGGCUGCCGCCGGCGCACGUGGAGCUGCACUCGCUGAGCCCCUCAGCGGCCCCAUGAUGGGUCUGCCGCAUGACGGGCACUUCAGCAGCAUCUACUCAGCCGCGCCAGAGGCGGAGGAAUGUGCGACGGCGAACGCCAAGACGUUGUACGGUUCCAGGCAGUUGGAUUGCAUGGAGCCCGAUGUGCUGUACAUGCCGUUGGACGGGGGCGCGGGCAAGCACAAGAAGCUGGUGCGGCUGUCACGCUGCAAGGCGGAGCGGCAUGGCGUGCGCAUGGACAAAGUUGGAGAGGAAGUCGAGGCGCUGCUGGCUGCGCUGCGGGCCGACCAGGAGCCGCGCGAGGUGCUGGGCGUCGCCGACAUCCCCGCCGGGGACUGCCACCCCUGCCAAAACAACCCAGUGGUGCGGCGCAUGCCGGGCACGGCCCAGCAGCGCAAGCUAGUGGUGACGGCGGAGGACGGGCUGGACCGCGGCCGCUUCCUAGGCACCUACUUUGGGCACCUGGAGACUGCGGAGCAAUCGAAUGCGCGCAUGCAGCACGACUACAGCGGCAGCCUGCAGCUAGAAUACGCAUACGAGUUCUCGUGCGUCGUGCUGCAGGUGCAGGACGAGGACGGCGAGCCGGAGCCGGAGCGGGACCUGGUCCUGCAGGGCGACAAGCGGCGCUGCCUGAUGGCCAUGGCCAACGACUGCACUGGCUGGGGAACCUGUGACGCCAUCUACGGGGAGGGAGGGCCCCCGCAGCGUGAGUGCAACUGUCACGAGUACAAGCAGCGGGCCGCCAACGCCGCUGACGUGCAGUGCCUGGUGAAAGUCAAGCUGCCCGGUGCGGACGGCGCCGCCGGCGUGAGGUACGCCUACAUGCCUUGCCUGGUGUUCUUCACGACGCAGCCACGACGCCUGCCGCGCGGCAGCGAGAUUGUGCUGGACUGGGGCGCGCACACGUUCUUCCAGCUGAUUUUCCAUGCGGCCAGGAAGAAUGCCUUCUACAAGGCUGUGGAGGGCAGCCGCCUGGAGCACGGAGCGGCGCUGGCGGCGGCGCAGGCAAGCGUGGCGGCGCUGGAGCACGAGAACCGCGACUUGCGUUCAAAGCUGCUGGAGCAGCUGCAGCGCAGCUCCAGGCAGCAGCAGACUGCCGGCGGUGCCAGUGGCAGCGCCGCCGGCCCCUCGGCGCCGCCAACCCCUGCAGAGCUUCAACAUCGGCGCAUAGCCGAGCUACAAGUGCACAACGCGAGGCUGCAGCGCCAAGUGGAGGCGCUGCAGGCCCACGCGGCCGAGGUGGGCCGACAGCGCGCGGCGCAGGAGGUCCGCAUCAGCGUGGAGCAGGCGCGCGAGGAUCUGGUGCGGUCUCUGGAGGUUGAGCUGCGCUCUGCACGCUGGAAGGUGGCGCAGCUGCAGGACCUCCUAGCCGAGCAGCAGCAGCGGCAGCAGCAGAAACCAGGCCAGGGCGGCCGCCGGCAGCACCCGCGCCCCGGGCGGGCGUCCAAGCGCGGCGCCGCCGGCAGCGUGAGCGAAGAGGAGGAGGCCAGUGACACCAGCGAACGCGCUGAUGCCAGCAGCAGCAGUGAGGACGACGGUCGCGGUGGCGGCGUCGGCGGCAGCGGCAGCGACGCGGACCCGCCCUACUCGCCGCCGCGCAGAGGUCGCCUUGCGGCGAAACUCGCCGGCAGGGCUUCAGGCCGCGGUCGCCGGCUGCGGGGAGGGCACGGCCGGGCCCAGGCAGCCGAAGGGGAAGCCGCAGGUGGCAGCAGCGGCAGCAGUGGUGACGACGCACCUCACGCGACUGCACCCCGCCGAUCGCACCGGCUGACACGAGCGCGCGCCGUUGCGGAUGGCAAAGCAGCUGCUCACAUGCGCGGCACCACAGCCACAGCCGCGCCGCCUGCGGCUGCGGCGGAUGGCGAUCAGGCAGGGCGGGGCACGCAGCAGGGGGCCGCGCAGCAGCCGCAACCGACGUUGGCGGUGCUUGCAGCGGCGCCGGCCGCAGGUGCAGCGGGGCUUCAAAUUAAAAUACGCACGCGCCCUGCAGUCGCUGCGGCGCAACCGCGCGCGGUGCAGGCUGCGGUGCCAAGACCGGAUGUUCAGCAGGCGGCCGUGCCGGCGAUUGCCUCAGGCGCAGGGGCACACCUGCCGCUGGCAGAGCUGCGGCGCGUGUUGUCCGCGGCGGCGGGGCCUGAGGCAGUGCACACCACGGGGCGCAGCCGCCAGCUCCACCCUCAGCUCACCGGUGCGGCGGCGGCGGCGGCUGCGGCAACAGCAGCCGACGAGGACGAGGGCAUGUCGGACAGCGGGGGCAUGCACCGGCGGCGCCGCUGGGCCGCGGCUGGCGGCAGCGGCGACUCCUUGUCGCUCCGUGCUGCUGGCGACGGCCUCGCCAGUGACAGGCUGGGCAGUGCCCGUAUCGACGAAGGUGGCGCUGGCGUUGGCGGUGCUGACAGGAACGACAACCCGCCGGGUGCGCGCCUGCUGCAGCCGCAGCCGCAGCCGCCGCGGCCGCCGCAGCGGCCAGUCGAGGGGUUGCUGCUGCCGCGCCGGAGCCCGGCGACCGGCGCCACCGCCGCCCGCAUGUCCACCGCCCGCAGCGCCAGCAUGACGUCCGGCGGGGCGCUGCUGGUCCCGGCGGCGGGUGGCUCACGGGGCCGGGCGACGGAGGUGAACACCCGUGGCAACAGCAGCCAGCGCGAGCCCUCCGUCAGCGACUGGCUGCUGCUGGGCCGGCGACAACAGCAGGCCGAAGCCGCGGCUGCGCAUGCAGGGGGCGGCACCGGUGCCGGAGCCACCGCCGGUGGCAGCGGCGGCAGCGGUGGCGGUGGUCGUGGUGCUCUUGGCGGUGAUGGGGAUGAGGGCGCCUUCGCUGGUGGCGGCGCCGAAUUGGAGGACAUCACCAAUGACGCCUACGAGGCGUUUGAUUUCGUCCUGCCAGAGUUCCCGCAGGCCGGCGAGCAUAAGCGUGAGUCGCAGUCACCGCCACCGCAACCGCUACCGCAACUGCUACCGCCGCCGCUGCGGCAGCUGCAGCGGCUGCUGCAACGCUCUAGCGGUGGCGGCCUGCAGCAGGCGCAGCAGCAGGACCUGCGGCACACGGGCGGCGGCGGCCAGCAGCGGCUGGGCCAACAGGCGCCUGUUCGGAGCAGUUGCCUGGCGGCUGGCCUCGGCAGCGCACAGCAGAGAGCCGCCGCCGGUGGGGAGGCGGCUGCCGCUGCUGCGGCAGCCCCCUGCCGUGCUGAUGCGCCAGCUGGGCAUUCUCCCAUGCACAGCGAUGGUGGCGGUCUCGUAGCCGCUGGCGGCGCUGCUCGUGCUGCUGCUGGCCAUGCCGCCAGCGCGCAGUGCCACGGCGUCGGUGGCCCCGGCAACCCUGAUGUUCCCGGUGCCGGUGCUGGUGGCGAGGGCGAGGGCCAAGAGGAGGACGAGUUGGAGCACCUCCGCCGCGGCCGGUGCCGGCGCUCGUCAGCCUCCCUCCACCGGAGGCGGCUGCAGGUGUUUGAUGACGAGGAGGAGCCGGAGGCGGAGGAGCCGGAGGCGCAAGUGCUCGAGGCGGAGGCGGAGCCGGGGCCAGCGUCAGACCAGCCGGCGGAGUCGGAGUCGCAGUCGGAGUCUGAGUCGGAGUCUGAGACGGAGGGCUCGGACAUGGCAGAGGCGGAGGAGAACGACGAGGAGGAGGAGCCAGCGGUGAUGGACGCCGAGGCGGCGGCGGCGGCGGAGUCUGGUGGCGAGGAGGAGGAGGUGUCAAAAGAACGCGAGAAGUUGCCGCGGGCGGGUCACCCAGGCUCGCCGGCGAAACAACGGCUGGCAGAGCAGCAGCCCAGCAGGGCUGGCCUGAAGGCAGGCGAGGCGCCGGCGCCAGCGCCGGCGUCGGCCCGGGCGCCCCUUGCCAGCCUGCGGCUGCACGCCGCGCCCCCGGUGGCAGGCGCCGUCAUGCCUGCCUUCCAUGGCCGCCAUAUCCGCUUCGACUCUUCAAGUGGAGAUGAUGAGCCGGAGUCUGAUGCAUCCGAGUCCAGCGGCGAGGAGUCCACCGUGAGCGAUGACAGCGACGAGGACGAUGAUGCUGGAACCGGUGGUGGCAGCGGCGCUGGUCCUGGCGCCGCCACCAACGCUGGUGGUGCUCGGGAAGCGUCGCCAGUCUUGGCGCGCCACGGCGGCGGUGAUCUGCAGCCGGCAGCAGCCCAGGCAGAGGCGCUUGCCCCUGCUGGUCGCCUCGAUGCUGCGGUGGAGGCUACUGAGGAAACUGCAGAGGAGGAUGCGGCGUGGGCUGCGAAGGAGAAUGCGGAGGGGGCUGCCAUGAAGGCUGCUGCGGCGGCUGUUGCGGCUGCUGCUGUGGAGGAGGAUGCGGCAGAAGCGCUCGGCGCUGCUGCUGCCGCUGCUCCCGCCGCUGCUGCUGCCGCCCCCGCCGCAAGGCCUAACACGCCCUUGGUCGAUCUCGUGAGCUCAGACUCGGACGCAGACCCGCGCCCAGGACCGGGUGCUGAGACAGAAGUCAUCGUCAUCAGUGACUCGGAUGACGACGAAGAGGUCAACGCCGGGGACAGCGGCAACGGCGCCGCAGGGCCUGCGGCAGGGUCUGGGCUGGUACCGCCGCAACCACUAGCGCAGCUGCCCUGGGACCCCAGCGCUCGGCAACAGCAGCAGCCGUUGCAGGGGCGGCUGACGCCUCAAGCUACGGCGCCAGCCGCAGGACGAGGGGCGGCUGCACCGGCCCAACCUGCAGCGGGGAUGGACUGCGCUGCGGCAGCAGCGCCCCCGGCCGCGGCGCCGGCGCCGGUGUUGCCUGGGGUCUCCUCGGCCGCUGCCGCGGCGCGGAGGGCGGCGGAACGGGCGCAGGCAGCUUUCAGCGCAGCCAAGCCUGCCGCGGAUGCAGCUGCCUCGGUGGGAGCCGGUGCCAGCCUGCCGCUGCCAAGGCGGGGCCUGCACGACGGCACUGCCGGCAUGCCAGGCGCAGGCGUCAGCGCUGGCACAGCCGCAGGUGCAGGAGCGGGCACAAGCGCCAACGUGGGCGCGCGCAAAGGCGCAGGCAUGGGCACAGGCGAAGUCGAAGGCGCAGACGCAGGCGGAGACGCAGGCACCGGCGUGGCCGCAGGCGGCUUGCCCCGCAGGAAGCGCUCCGCCCCUGGCGCGGCUGGCAGCAGCGGUGGUGGCUCCGGUGAGAAGCCCAGCGGCGACGACGGCAAGGAGCGCAAGAAGCGCAAGACCGCCAUCGACGCCCGCGGCACCCGCAAUGGCAACGGUAAGGCAACGCCUGCUCAGCGGGGCCUUCACGCUGGGGCUGGUGGUGGGGCUGCUGGCAAUGCGGCAGCUGGUGCCGCCGCGGGCACGGCUGCAGCUGCGGGUGCGGCUGCGGCUGGCUGGGCUGGGUCGCACACUGAUGGUCAGGCGGCAGCUGCCGUUCCCACUAUGCGCGUGGGUCGCGCCGUGGCCACCGCAACUGGUCGCAUGGCGGGCGCAGCUGCAGCUUCAGCCGCAGCCGCAGCCGCAGCGCCAGCCGCAGCGCAGGCCCUGGCCCCAGCCUCAGCCACGGCCACGGCCAAGGCCACGGCUGCUACCGCGCCCAGGACCGGCAGUCCGGCCGCGAUGCCUCCGCCGACGCCAGCGGGUGGCGCAGGUCGUGGCCACAACGUCAAUAAGCGGCCCCGCGCCCCGCCAUCGCCCAGCAAUCCUGCUGUACGGCAGGCCGCUGCUGCUGCUGAUGCUGCUGCUGUGGCAGGGCCCAGCGCCGCCGCAGCAGCAGCCGCGGCCACCUUUGCUGGCGCUAGCAGGAGCGCUGGUGAACGGGUGCUGCCAGGGGCGCGGGCAGCCUGGCAUGGUGGCUCUGGUAUGGCACCGCCGCAAACUGCACCAUCAACACCACUUGCGGCGGUGGCGGCAGCGGCUAGAGCACCAGCAGCGUCGCCUGCAGCCGCAGCGCUGGUGGCGGCGCCGCCUCGGGUUCGGCCGGCCACCAGUUCGGCGUUCAGCUAUGACGUGCAGCGGGCGCGGGGCGCAGUGGGGAAACUGGUUGGACUCCUGGACAGCGGCUCGUCGGACACAGACUCAUAUUGAGGCCGGCAUCCAGGACGGCCUGUUGGGAUGCUGAGGCCAUUCAUCAAGCGAAUGUGUUGCACACUAGGACAUGCAAGAUGCGUGACGGAGGACUGCGGGAUGCACAAGUAUUCAUGGGUGGUUGAGGUGCGGGCCUUUGCGCUCGGUUGUGGUGAUUGCAGGAUUUAAGCUUGUGGUAUUGUGAUUAUAUGGACAGUCCGUUUGGGAACUAGUUACAGAGGGGAAGUACGUUCCCAAGUAGGAAUGACUACACGGCUGGGAGGUCGCCCGGACACGCUCGAAUUUGCACGUCUGUGGUGCAGCCGGCGCAUGCACAUUCUCAUGCCUGUGCCAUAAGGUAUGUACGGCUUUGCUUGAAACAUAGGCUGAAUUCGCUGACAAUGACAGCAAGUUUGACUCGCCGUCUCGGAGCACAUUGUAAGGCUUGGCUACG